Staurois parvus is the source of this 404-nucleotide messenger RNA. The record is from the annotation of a GenBank genome assembly. Lineage: Eukaryota; Metazoa; Chordata; Amphibia; Anura; Ranidae.
UCUCUGCCCCUCCCACAAUGGGGAGAUUUUCCUGCAGUAGUUUGUGUCUCUGCCACCCUCCCACAAUGGUGAGAUUUCCUGCAGUAGUUUGUGUCUCUGCCCCUCCCACAAUGGUGAGAUUUCUUGCAGUAGUUUGUGUCUAUGCCCCUCCCACAAUGGUGAGAUUUCCCUGCAGUAGUCUGUGUCGCUGCCUCUCCCACAAUGGUGAUAUUUCCUGCAGUAGUUUGUGUCUCUGCCCCUCCCACAAUGGUGAGAUUUCCUGCAGUAGUAUUGGUAUCUCUGCCCCUCCCACAAUGGUGACAUUUCCUGCAGUAGUUUGUGUCUCUGCUCCUCCCACAAUGGUGAGAUUUCCUGCAGUAGUUUGUGUCUCUGCCCCUCCCACAAUGGGGAAAUUUCCUGCAGUA